AUGUUGGCACGAAGAGCUCUUCCACGUCUGCAACAACCGUUUCGACAAUAUGCAAAACGACCCUUCUCAAGUACUGAGCUCAGCAAUGGCAUCAAAAUGGCAUAUGAGCUUCACGAGCCGGAGAAGGGGCAAUCCGCUGAAGGACCACCCAUAGUCUUCGUUCAUGGCCUUUUCGGAUCCAAGAGGAAUCACCGGGCCAUCAGUAAAGCACUCGUUCGCGACCUGAAGAGACCCAUCUACGCCGUAGACACGCGAAACCAUGGCGACUCGUCCCACGAUCCCAAGCACGACUACAUAGCUCUUGCCGAAGACAUGGAGCUCUUCAUCAAUCACCACAAGAUCAAGGAUGGAACACUGAUAGGACACUCAAUGGGAGCGAAAGUGGUCAUGGCGGUGGCACUUCGAAAACAAGUCAAGAUUGGCAACCUCAUACCCGUGGACAAUGCACCUGUCGAUGCAGCCCUGAAGUCCGACUUUGGGAAAUACUGCGUUGGAAUGCGCAAGAUCGAAGAAGCCAAUGUCAAGUCCUUGAAGGAAGCCGACAAGAUUCUCGAGGAUUACGAAGAAGCCUUACCCAUCCGACAAUUCCUGCUCACGAACCUCAUGCGUGCAGAGGAUGGGACCCAGAAGUUCAAGGUCCCUCUGAAGUAUCUGACGGAUUCAUUGAGCCAUCUGGGUGAUUUCCCUUACAAGGACCCGGAUGAGAUGCGAUGGGAGGGUCCAACGUUGUUUGUUCGAGGCACCCAGAGCCACUACCUCGCGGACGACAUGCUGCCUGUCUGUGGACGAUUCUUCCCCAAGUUUGAGCUCGCGGAUAUCGAUUCCGGACAUUGGGUUAUUAGUGAGAAGCCGGAGGAGUUCAAACGAGCUGUCAUCGAAUGGCUGUCGAAACGGGAGUAG
Molecule: messenger RNA, 900 nt
Organism: Zasmidium cellare ATCC 36951
Lineage: Eukaryota; Fungi; Ascomycota; Dothideomycetes; Mycosphaerellales; Mycosphaerellaceae
Exons: 3
Coding region: 1-900 (299 amino acids)
Cellular component (GO): mitochondrion
Source: RefSeq, a predicted model, not a curated record